AUGGGACGGUCACGCACCCUCGAGUAUCCCAAGACGCCAAUCAACAAGGUCAACCGAUACAAUGUACGAGAAACAUACGACCUCGAAGCCAUCCACUCCAUCAUCAACGAAAGUACUUAUGUCAACGUCUCCUUCAACACUCCGGACCCGUCCAACCCUUUCCCCGUGACGUUGCCCAUGGUCGGGGUGGCCGCGAGUUUCGACCACCCCUCCUCCUCCCUGGGCGAACCUCUGGACAUUUACGUGCACGGGUACGUGAGCGCGAGACUGAUGAAUCUCUCCCGCACGACGCCUGGCACGGACGACUCGCAGCGACAGGAGCACGAAGGCCUCCCCGUGACCAUCUCGGCGACAAAAGUCGACGGCCUCAUCCUCAGCCUGACCCCGUACACGCACGACAUCAACUACCGCUCCGUCGCGGUCUACGGCUACGCCACGGUCGUGACGUCUCCCGAGGAGAAGCUCUGGGCCAUGGAGGCCGUCACCAACAGCGUCGUCGCCGACCGCUGGCGCCACACCCGCGUCCCGCCCGUGUCCGCCGAGGUGUCGUCGACCUCGAUCCUCAAGGUCAAGGUCGUCGGUGGCAGCGGCAAGAUCCGCGUCGGCGGGCCGCGCGACGAGAAAAAGGACACCGACCAAGCCGACCUCGUGGACAGCAUCUGGACCGGCGUGAUCCCCAUUUACGACCAUUUUGGCGAGCCGGUGGCGGGCAGGGACAAUAAAGUGUCCGGUGUGCCGGAACAUGUAACCAAGUUUGCCAAGGAGAUGAGGGAGCGCAACGAGCGCUAUGCGAUGGAUGUCAUCAAAGACACGAGUCAGGACUAUUGAAGCGGCCUUUUUUCCCCUUCCCUCUGGGCGGUCGAGGGGGAAUAACAGGUCCGGAUAACGAAUAUACUGUACGUGCCAGUACAGUUUGUUUGGCAUGUUGACAUGUAUGGGGCUACGUUAGGUACUGUAAGGUGUUCUUCAC
Exophiala oligosperma is the source of this 970-nucleotide messenger RNA. RefSeq lists its product as uncharacterized. Lineage: Eukaryota; Fungi; Ascomycota; Eurotiomycetes; Chaetothyriales; Herpotrichiellaceae. The transcript is spliced from 2 exons. Bases 1 to 828 code for a protein of 275 amino acids. The record is from RefSeq and is a predicted model, not a curated record.